AUGCGCACUAUACAGGCCCUCAGAAGAUCUAUUAAAGGCGACAAGGAUAAACCUCAGGUGUCUAUCGCACCUAAAUCCGCCGUCGCUAUCGUUCCCCCGAAAAAGGUUAUUCGAGCUCUCUACGAUUAUGAAGCGACAUCCGAUCAGGAAUUAAGUUUCUCUCGCGGCGAUUUUUUCCAUGUUAUUGGCCGCGAAGAUGAUUCCGACUGGUACGAAGCCUGCAAUCCAGCUCUUCCUGAUGCUCGCGGUCUUGUUCCGGUAGCAUUCUUCCAAGCUCUUGGACGUACCGAAAGGGACAGUGGCCAAUCUGACCCCGGCCAUCCAUUAGCACCCAAGAAGGAUGAUCACGAUUCCGGCUUCUCCGAGACUAACACAUCAACUGUCCCCGCAACUCCAGCACUUAGUCACCGUAGCUCUAAGUCGGUUAGCAAGAAUGGCGCCAUGGUGUAUGGGAUAGUCAUGUACGACUUCGAGGCAGAGAGGGCCGACGAGCUGGAAGCGAAAGCCGGUGAGGCGAUCAUUGUGAUCGCGCAAUCUAACCCAGAAUGGUUUGUUGCGAAGCCAAUUGGUCGCCUUGGUGGUCCCGGUCUUAUUCCUGUCUCGUUUGUGGAAAUUCGAGAUAUGUCAACCAAUACAGCCGUACCGAAUCCCCAGGAUGCUGUGAGACGAGCUGGAAUACCAAAGGUGGAAGAAUGGAAGAAAAUGGCGGCCGAUUACAAGAAUAGUAGCAUCACGUUAGGCAAAUUCGAGGGAGGUCAGCACCCAGGUUUGGAACAAGGCAUGGAGCGCAUGAGCAUUCAACAAGGUGGAAUGCGCCAGAGCCAGCAGCAGAGCACUUCGCCGCAAUUCAGCGGAUACCAACAACAGACCCAGCAACAGCAGCAGCAGCAGCGAAAUACGAUGCAACAGAACCAAUAUGCCUCCAAAUCUACCUCACAGUUAUAUGCCCCUAUUUCGGCUCGUAUACCACGAUACUGCUUUGCCGAAGAGAAAUAUUGGUUCGUAAUCGAGGCAACUCUGGAAGAUGGCCGACACUGGGAGCUUUCGCGCUAUUACGAAGAUUUUUAUGACUUUCAAAUUGCCCUUCUCACGGAAUUCCCGGCCGAGGCUGGUAAUACGGGAACUCAGAAGCGGACGCUACCGUAUAUGCCCGGCCCCGUUAAUUACGUGACCGAUGCGAUCACGGAGGCGCGAUUGCAUAAUCUAGAUGCAUAUGUGAAGAAUUUAUUAGGACAGCCGCCAUAUAUCUCCAAAUGUAAUCUGGUAAAGCAAUUUUUUGCGCCACGGGAAGGCGACUACGAGAUUGACCCUCCUUCUAAUGGAGACGAAUAUAGACUAUCUGGCGGGUCACGUUCUUCUGUCGAUUCGCCUAGGGAUGGCAAUUCUCGACAGUCCUCUAGGAACAAUCUUAACGGAAACGGAUAUUCAGGAUUAUCAGCGGCCCCUAGACAGAUGCAGAACGGGCAAUCGCAGAUGACCCGGCAAGCGUCGUCGCUUUCCCAGCCGUCACAGACAUCAUUAUCGCCAGGGAUGACCCAAGGACAGCAGUCUUUCAAGGUCAAACUACACUUCAACGACGAUACGUUCCUAAUCCGCGUGCCCUCCGAUAUUAACUUCCAGCAACUAUUCGAAAGAAUUAAGGAACGGACCAAAGUGUCCGGCGCAGACCAAAUUCAACUUUCCUACCGAGACGAGCAGAGUGGCGAUAAGCUCAGCCUACUGAGCAACAACGACCUUAAUUAUGCCCUGGAGCACAAUGAGAAGCUUGUCGUUUUCGUUGAUCAAGUAUAG
Messenger RNA from Hypoxylon fragiforme, 1791 nucleotides. RefSeq names its product scd2/ral3. Gene Ontology annotation, cellular component: mating projection tip. The record is from RefSeq and is a predicted model, not a curated record. Gene Ontology annotation, biological process: conjugation with cellular fusion. The transcript has 3 exons. Gene Ontology annotation, molecular function: protein binding; phosphatidylinositol binding. The coding region runs from base 1 to 1791 and encodes 596 amino acids. NCBI's taxonomy places the organism in Eukaryota, Fungi, Ascomycota, Sordariomycetes, Xylariales, Hypoxylaceae.